AUGGGCGACACUGAAACUAACAAGGGUGUGGAUUCUUCAUCUCCGUAUUAUUUACACCCUUCCUCGAACACAGAUCGAAUUAUAUCCCCGGUGGUGCUCCGUGGGAAUAAUUACAAUGAAUGGGCUCGAUCGGUCCGCAAUGCUUUCAAAGCGAACAACAAACUUGGGUUUAUUGAUGGCUCGAUUCAGCCACCCAAGUCGACAGAAUCGACGAUGUAUUCUCCAUGGGUGCAGGUGAAUUCUAUGCUCGGAGCAUGGUUACAUAACACCCUCGAUGCAUCCAUCCGUUCUAUUGUCCCUAUUACUGAUGAAGUUAGGGAUAUGUGGGAAGAUAUUAGGCAGCGUUUCUCGGUUGGAAACGGACCUCGAAUCCAUGAAUUAACGAGUCAAUUGACUCAUCUUGAACAAGGUGGCGACUCGGUGGUCGACUAUUAUGGAAAAAUACGAAUGAUUUGGGAUGAGUUAGCUUGCUAUUCAGCCCCUGCGUGUACCUGUAGCUGCAAGUGUGGUGUGAAGGGUGCAUUGGUGAAGGAAAGGGAAGAUCAGAAGGUUCACCAAUUUUUAAUUGGUCUUGACUCAUCCAAACACGGUACGGUCCGUUCUCAGAUUCUGAUGCAAGAACCUCUUCCGCCAUUGAACACGGCCUUUUCCAAGGCUUUGACUGAGGAACGCCAUCAUUCCAUUGUUCGUCAAGGUGACAAGAAGGCUGAGGCCGUUGGUUUCGCGGUGCAAGGCAGUGCUCGUGGGCGUGGAGCAAUGCCUACCAAGGAGGGUGACAAGCCUCGCUUCGCCGGCACGUGCUCUCAUUGUAACAAAGUCGGACACGACAAAGCCAACUGCUUCCAGCUUUUGGGAUUUCCUGACUGGUGGUAUUCUGAAAAUAGGGCAGCAGCUAGGGGUGGCGGCAAAUACACCUGUGGUGGCAGGGGCAAUGGUCGUGGACGUGGGAAUGUGGCCAAUGCUGUUGGCCAAUCCUCUGGCAGCACAUCAGGCCAACAAAUUGGCGCACCCGAUCGCAAUGGGGUGCAACUGUCGGAUGCACAGUGGCAGCAUUUGUUGGGUAUGCUAAAACCCUCUCAACCCAAUGAUGCUACUCCUACACAUGAUGGUAAGUGUAAGUCCACUCAAUGGAUUAUUGACACUGGUUGUUCGAACCAUAUGACCGGGAAUAUUUCUUUAUUCGAAAGUUUGUAUGAUGUUUCUCCAUCUCCAGUUGGGUUACCAAAUGGCAACCAAACAACAGCAAUUAAGGAAGGCAAAAUUGAAGGCAAAAUUGUCUUGAGUGAUGGUUUGAUUUUGAAGGAUGUGUUAUAUGUUCCUGAUUUGAAUGUUAAUCUCAUUUCUGUUUCACAAUUACUUGCUACCUUGAAUUAUUUUAUCACAGUAACUGAUAAGCUAUAUAUCAUACAGGACCGCAAUUCGAGGACCCUGAUUGGAGCAGGUGAACAAUGUGACGGAGUAUAUUGGUUUAAGCCUACGAAGCGGAUUCAAGCUAAUCAAACUACUGUGGUUGGACAGCAAGAAUUGUGGCAUCGUCGGCUUGGUCAUCCUUCCCGAAAAGUGGUGUCUCUUUUGCCUUUCAUUUCUUCUGAAAAUGGAAUGUUACAUCAAACGUCAUGUGUUGAUACGCCUCAACAAAAUGGUAGGGUAGAACGUAAGCAUCAACAUUUACUUAAUGUGGCUCGGGCUUUACGAUUCCAAGCUAACCUACCUUUGAGUUUUUGGGGUGAAUGUGUCUUGACGGCUGCUUAUGUGAUCAAUAGAACUCCUUCUCGUGUGUUAAAUGGCAAGUCUCCGUACGAAGUUUUGUUUGGCAAAUCUCCGAAUUACUCUCUUAUACGCAUUUUUGGUAGCUUGUGUUAUGCUAAUUAUCGUCCUAGAGUGAAGGAUAAGUUUGGUCCUCGCUCUCGGAAAUGUAUAUUUGUCGGAUAUCCAUUUGGGCAAAAGGGUUGGCGGCUUUAUGACUUGGAGAGGAAGGUCUAUUUUGUCUCUCGUGAUGUUAUUUAUGUGGAAAAUAAUUUUCCUUUUAACAACAUGGAUGCACCUGUGACAAUUGAUGGAGUUGGUAUAAAUGAGUUAUUUCAUCGCCAAUCACAAAUUGUUGUUGAUGAGAAUGAGGGAGAUAGUGGAGUUAGGGGGAGUUAUGAGGGUCAUGAGGUUGGAGAGGACGGCCAUAUUACUGCUCCCCUUGACCAGCAGUCUCCACGGCCUGGGUGUGGCACGAAUGCAUUACCCACGCCCUCUCCGUGGCCUGCCCAGCAGCAGCACACGCAAGAGCAGCAGGCUCUGCAGCACGGGUGUGGCUUCGCACAACCUAUUUUUGAAGAACCCCUUGGUAAAGGACAUCGUAUACGGACUCCGUCAACUCGUUUAAAAGGCUACAUCACCAACACAAUCCAAACCAUUACUCCUGUCACUGUCACUAGUUCAUCUCCUCCAAAGCGGUCCUCAGGUACGCCUUUUCCAAUAGCUUAUUUUGUUAACUGUGAUAAAUUUUCUAUGAAACAUAGGAAAUUUUCGGCAGCGGUGACAACUUGGGUUGAACCAAAAUCCUACUCUGAAGCAGUCAAGCACCCAGGAUGGCGUAAUGCCAUGAAAGACGAACUUGACGCUCUCGAACGACAAGGCACGUUGACAUUGGAAUCUUUACCUCCGGGAAAGGUCGCUCUUGGUAGUAUGUGGGUGUACAAGGCUAAGCUUAAGCAGGACGGGUCUCUGGAACGACUGAAGGGGCGACUUGUUGUCUUUGGCAAUAGACAAUUGCCUGCCGUUGCUAUUGCUCGAAAUUGGGAACUUCAUCAAAUGGACGUGCACAACGCAUUUCUUCAUGGAGACUUGGAGGAAGAGGUCUAUAUGAAGCUUCCCCCUGGCUAUGCACCAUCGGGUUCGGCGGGUAAGGGGGAUGUGUCAUUAUAUGUUCUUGUAUAUGUAGACGAUCUGCUCAUUGCAGGUUCAGGUCAUGAUGCAGUGCUAAAAUUUAAGGCCUAUCUGCGUGAUUGUUUUCAUAUGAAGGAUCUUGGGGUCCUUAAGUACUUUCUUGGAAUUGAGGUGGCUCGAGGUCCCAAUGGCUUGUUUCUGAGUCAAAGAAAGUAUGUUUUGGAUAUCAUAAGUGAGGCCGGCUUAUUAGGGUCCAAGCCUAUCUCUACUCCAAUGGAGCAAAAUCAUCAAUUAGCUCGUGUUGAGGGGGAGUUGUUUUCAGAACCUGAAAAGUAUAGGCGACUUGUAGGGCGGUUGGUCUAUUUGAUGAUUACUCGACCUGAGCUCUCCUAUUCGGUUCAUGUAUUGGCUCAAUUUAUGUCUUCUCCUAUGAUCGACCAUUGGGAGGCAGCUCUUCGCGUUCUUCGAUAUCUUAAAGGAUGCCCCAGCCAAGGAAUUUUGCUACAUCGUUAG
Asparagus officinalis (garden asparagus) is the source of this 3390-nucleotide messenger RNA. RefSeq lists its product as uncharacterized. Gene Ontology annotation, biological process: DNA integration. Gene Ontology annotation, molecular function: nucleic acid binding. The transcript has 5 exons. Bases 1 to 3390 code for a protein of 1129 amino acids. NCBI's taxonomy places the organism in Eukaryota, Viridiplantae, Streptophyta, Magnoliopsida, Asparagales, Asparagaceae. The record is from RefSeq and is a predicted model, not a curated record.